Messenger RNA from Trichomycterus rosablanca, 298 nucleotides. It is a transcript of the gene c5h10orf53, whose product is annotated as chromosome 5 C10orf53 homolog. The transcript is spliced from 3 exons. Bases 1 to 294 code for a protein of 97 amino acids. The record is from RefSeq and is a predicted model, not a curated record. Lineage: Eukaryota; Metazoa; Chordata; Actinopteri; Siluriformes; Trichomycteridae.
AUGCCCCAGUCUUCACUCGUCACUAUUAGAUAUGGACCUUACGAAUCAUGUGGAGUGGUUGAUCACAGGACUUUCUGCCUGGAGGGAUUACAGGCGGUACUGACAGAUUAUGGGUACGCAUGUAUUCUUGAGAAGACAGCUGACAGGAACCAAAUGGAGCUGGUGGUUAAUGGAGAACAUGUGUAUAAAUGCAACAUUACUAAGCUGGAGUUUGGUGGUGAUGGACAGCUUGAUCCACUAUGUCAAGAAGCGAUAGAUGCAGUAAGGAAUGCAGACCAACAACACCAUAUAUGAUAUA